AUGGAAGAACAGAUAGAACAAGCGGUAGCUUAUGCAUUAAGUCCCACAGCAGAUCAAAGCCUGAAAAAUCAGGUUGGUAGUUGGAAAUCAAAGGUUCCUCUGGCUAUCAAUUUUUGCGAUCAAGUAAAGGUAUCUCCCGAUGGUUGGCAUUUAUGCUUAUCUUUGUUCGUAAGGUUUCCAAAAAGUACACCAGAGGCUCGUUUGUUUGCUUUACAAGUUCUGGAAGAUGUGAUGCAAAAUAGAUUUUUGAGUCUUAACAAAUCACAAGUUAUUCAGAUUCAAUCCACAUUAAUGGAAUUCGUUAAACGAGAAUAUGUGAUUGGAGAAGGCGGUGGAGUUGAUCUUGGUGCCGAACCAUUAUACCUGAAGAACAAAUUUGCCCACACUUUAACUUUACUUUUCAUUCAGAUGUAUCCUUCGGAUUGGCACGAUUUUUUCGAUCAGUUUCUGGAACUACUUCAAACAAAUACGGUGAAUGGAAGCAAGACAAAUAUUCGUACAGUAGACAUUUUUUUGAGAAUAUUAAUGUCAAUUGAUGAAGAAGUUGCAAAUAUAGUAGUUCCGAGAGGAAAAGAUCAGGCUCAUAGAAAUACAGCAAUCAAAGACAAUAUGAGAGCAGGCGAUAUACAAAAGCUCACAUCUACUUGGUAUGAAAUAUUGAGUGAUUAUCGUGCUCGAAAUCCAGAGAUUGCCGAAAUGUGUUUAAAAGUCAUUGGUCUUUACAUUGCUUGGAUUGAUAUUAAUUUAAUCGUGAACGACGCGUUUAUUACGCUUUUAUAUGAGUUAUUGACCGAUACGAAGCUUCGAAUUGCUGCUUGUGAAUGCUUGUCAGAGAUUGUAUAUAAAGGAAUGAAACCUGUAGAAAAACUCAAAUUGAUUGAGUUUUUAAGUUUGACUAAUAUUAUGGGAAGUUUGGAAUUUACAGAAGAUAUUGAUUUUGUGGAACAUGUUGCAAAAUUAACUAAUGUUUUAGGUGUAGAAUUAUGUAAAAUCUGGGAAGGGGCGGAUACUGAAACAAAAACUGUCGCUUACAAUCAAAUAGAACUGUUACUUCCAUUUUUAUUAAAAUUUUUGGCGAAUGAAUAUGAUGACGUAUCUUGUGCUGUAUUUUCAUUCGUAUCAGCUUUGCUGACGUUUUUUAAAAAGCAAAAGAAGCAAGUUGGAUCUUUAACUGGACCACAGCUUGAAUUUUUAGAUUCAUUACUUAAAGUCAUUGUCAUUAAGAUGAAAUAUGACGAUGAAACAGAUUGGGAAGGGGCAGAGGAUGAAGAAAUGGAAGAGGCCGAAUUUUUAGAGAUGCGAAAGAAUCUAAAAGCAUUUUUUGAUGCAAUUUUUAAUAUCGAUGAAAGUUUAUUUACUUCUUACGUUCAUACUGCUGUGGUUAAUACCCUAGAAAAGUAUCAAAUGGUUGAAAAUUCAGUUGACUGGAGAGAACUCGAAUUAGCUUUACACGUGUUACUUUUAUAUGGAGAGGCAUUUAAGGGACCGUUAGUUUUCGUAAUGAAACAUAAUAAUGAAAUCGUUGCAUUUACUCCUUUAGGACAGAUGGUUUCAAGAAUGAUUCAAUGCAAUGUUUCAACAUUUCAACACCCAGCAAUACCUUUGAUAUUUUUUGAAAACGUAGUACGAUACUAUCAAUUUUUUGAAGUGCAACCAGAUUGUAUUCCCAGUAUACUCGAAGCUUUUGUGGAUUCGCGUGGGUUACAUAAUAGUAUUUUACAGAUUCGUACUCGAUCUUGGUACCUGUUCUAUCGUUUUGUGAAAUUGCUCAAAUCAAGAAUGGGACCCUAUGUGGAGAAUGUGUUGACUAGUAUUCAGGAUUUAUUGGUAGUACAAGCUGAUCUUUCUUCAGUAGACGCAUCAGAAGGGGCUAUAACAAGAGAUCAAGCAAUGGAAGGAGGAUUUGAUGAUCAAAUUUACCUUUUUGAGACCGUUGGUACAUUGAUCACAGUCGAAUCUAUUCCUGCUGAUCGUCAAACGGAAUUUGCAAAGAUUGUUAUUAGUCCUCUGCUGGCAGAUAUUGAAAGAAAUUUAACCACAGAAUUGUCGGAGCCUAAAGAUCUUAAUGUACUUCAGCUGCAUCACUUGAUUAUGGCAGUUGGUAGCAUUGGAAAAGGAUUUCCAGAAGCUCCAAAAAAUGAGGCGCCAAAUGCUCAGUGGGUUGUAUUACUCAAACAGUCUACUGAAGCUAUAUUAGUCGUGCUUAAAGCUUUAAGUCGAUUUGAAAUCAUUCGAGAUGCUGCAAGGUUUGCAUUUGCAAGACUUGUAAAUAUUCUCGGUGUAGAGGUUUUGCCUUAUCUUCCAGAAUUAAUUACUGGAUUGCUUAAUGAGUGCCAAGUCUCAGAAUUAUUGGAUUCUUUACCUUUUAUUGGACUACUAUCUUAUAAAUUUAAUCCAUCAAUUUAUGAUAUUUUAAAUGAGUUAAUUGGUCCUUUGAUUAUUAAAGUUUUUUUUGUUUUAAAUCAAACGCCAUCUGGAACGGAUGAAGCAGUGCUAUUAUUGAAUCUUCGAAAAGCAUAUCUUAGUUUUAUAUUAAGUCUACUAAACGGUGGAAUGGAUGCAGUCUUUGUUAGUGAUUUAAAUCAACCGCGCCUGGAAAAUAUACUUCAAAGUGUUGUUCAUUACGCGAGUGAUCUUGUUGAUUUACCAUCGGCAAGGACUGCUUUUAGUAUCCUUUUAAAAACGGUAACAUUAUGGGGUAGCCCCAUACAGACUUCAACAAAUAACGUUGACUCUGGUCGAUCUCUUCCUGGCUUUGAACAAUUUAUGUAUGAGCACAUAUUGCGAAUUUGUUUUGAAGUUCCGAUGAAGCCUGCAUUUAACAUAACAGAUGGACAAUCAGUUCUGGUAUUAAAUGAAAUACCAGGUAUAAUUAGGACUAUGUAUUCGCAACGAGGACACGAGUUAAUUGAUUAUUUAAGAAGAGUUUGGUUACCACAAAAUCUUGCUGAUGAAUUUGUGCAGGCUCUACAACAAUUGGAUCAAAAAGGAUUCAAAACAUAUUUUCGGACAUUUGUUCAACGAUCAAAAUCAUGA
This is a messenger RNA of Funneliformis mosseae, 3036 nucleotides long. The record is from the annotation of a GenBank genome assembly. Lineage: Eukaryota; Fungi; Glomeromycota; Glomeromycetes; Glomerales; Glomeraceae.